Fundulus heteroclitus (mummichog) is the source of this 6278-nucleotide messenger RNA. RefSeq lists its product as uncharacterized. Lineage: Eukaryota; Metazoa; Chordata; Actinopteri; Cyprinodontiformes; Fundulidae. The record is from RefSeq and is a predicted model, not a curated record. The transcript is spliced from 10 exons. The coding region runs from base 36 to 6278 and encodes 2080 amino acids.
UUCCCUCCAGUUCUCUUUUGCUGUGAUUUGACAGAAUGCCACGAAGAGGGCGUCGGUCGGAGGCAGCCAAGAUCAGAUGGAGAAGGAUGGACUCUGAGCCAGAUAUUGCCAAGCCCACGACACCCCAACCCACCCCGCAGGCCUGGUCCCCCACUCAGUCUCCAGAGAAGAAGAAACCCCUACUGAUGGCGUUCGGGCCCCCAGACCAGACAUGUCCCAUGGUGUGCCAGGAGGAACCUCGUGAGCCAUCGACCCCCCUCCGGUCUCGUCAAGGGACAGGGUAUCGGCAUCGUGUCAUGCAGUGGGGCUAUUCACGCGUAUCCAGGCGUAGGCGUAAGUUCGUGCUCCUAGCCGAGGCUCCAGAGAAAAAGUUUGCUCUAUUGGUUGGCGAUUCCCAUUUGCGAGCUAUUGUGGAUGGGUUUGUCACCAUGCCAAAGAGUACUUUCUCCUUAGGGGUGCUGUCUUCUCCUGGAGCAUCUGCAGACGAGUUGCGACGUGAGGUACUGGAUACGGUUCUGCCUCGGACCCCAGACGUCAUCUGUCUUCUGGCGCCCAGCAACAACUUGAGUUCUAGCACGACCUACCAGGAGGCGGGACGGGACUUCGACUCUUUGUUGCAUACCAUAAGCAACCUCUGUGCUAAUGUGGUUGUUUUGGACUUCCCACCACGGCUCAUCGUCGAGGAGAGGGAGCAGACACUCCUGCGACAGGAGUACAGCCGUGUAGCAGCCAAGAGAAAUGUUCGGUACCUACCGGUCAUUGAGCACUUCCCUCUCAGCCACCUGGACUUGUGGAGCAGGGAUGGUGUUCAUCUGAGUGACGCACCUGGGAUGGAGGUUCUUGCUAAGUUGCUGUGGGCUGCGGUCUCCACGCAACUUCAGUUAAGUGCGCCUGUGUCUGAGUCUCUAGCUCUGUCUGCUUUUCCACCUCUAUCUGCUUGUCCCCCCGUCUCGUUGCCUCCUUGUCCCCCCGUCUCGUUGUCUCCUUGUCCCCCCGUCUCGGUGCCUGCUUGUCCCCCCGUCUCGGUGCCUGCUUGUCCCCCCGUCUCGGUGCCUGCUUGUCCCCCCGUCUCGUUGCCUGCUUGUCCCCCCGUCUCGUUGCCUGCUUGUCCCCCCGUCUCGUUGCCUGCUUGUCCCCCCGUCUCGUUGCCUGCUUGUCCCCCCGUCUCGUUGCCUGCUUGUCCCCCCGUCUCUGUGUCUGAUUUUCCACCUCUGUCUGUCUCUGUUAUGCGCCCUGUGCCUGCUUCUCCCCAUGUCUCGGCAAGACAUCCCUUUCCCAGGCUUGUUGUGGACUGCAAGGGGCCUGGUCAGAGUGCUUCACACCCCUUCCACGGGACUGUCGUCGGUGGUGGCCAGAAGGCUUCUGUGUUGGAACCCUGUGUCAGAGGUCCCCCUGUCCUGUCUGUGAGGGCUACACAUUCCCAAGCCGACAAAAGAUAUGAUAAGUUUUCACGCAAUCACCAGUGCACAUGCAUGGCUCUAACAUUUUUAGCUUACCACAAUGAGGGGUUAGAGUUUAACACAAUGUUACUAGACAGAGUGAUCAUGAAAGGUGAUAAACUUUAUGUUGCCACUAAACGGCAGCUAUUGAUGAAUGGAACUUUUGAAGAUAACCACUUAACAUUUGAAGAGAUGCCUAGGAAUGUAAUGACAGACACAAACCUUUAUGAAGUACACACAACAGGUUUAAGGGUUGGUCGAGUCUUUGCUCCUUCUGAAAGCCCUCAAAGGUCUCGGCAAAUGGCUUUGUCUCUUGGUGAAGAACUGCGGUCUCUAUCAGAAAAUGUCACCCAUGCAUUUCUUCUGGUGACUCCAGAAUGCAUUGCAAUUUUCAGGGACAGAGAUGGCAGGUUUGGAGUUUUUGAUUCCCACUCAAGAAACUCUGCAGGUCUGCCCCAACCCUAUGGCACUGCAAUAAUGAUGACUUUCAGCAACCGAACUACCAUGCUGAAACAUCUGCAACGGCUGUUUCAAAACCGUGGCCCGAAUGCCACCUAUGAGUUUGUACCAGUGGGUUUUGUCAGGAAUAAUGACCUUCCUCAGGACUUGACAUUUCAAAAUGUUUCACUUCGCCCCACACAUGCAAAUCCAACUGUCAGAAAACCAGAGAGUGCUUUGAAUGAAGACAAAAUGCCUCCAUGGUUGAAAGAAAUGGACAACGUUUUUGAGGAAGUUAGUCCAACAGCCAAAGCAAGUCAACCUGUUGGAAAACCAGACAAAGAUUUUGAUGAAGAGGAAAUGUCUCCAUGGUUGAGAGAAAUGACAAAUGUAGUAGAAGAAAUUGCUCCAAAAGUCCCUCAGAUGACAAAAGUUGAAAAAGCCAAGAGAAGAAAAAUUAAGAACAGGCUCAAAUCACAGCAGAAACAAAACACUACUACAAAAAUUAGAGAAAGUGCAUCUGAAAAAUCCUACAUAAGAACUCGAUACAGAGAUGAUCCAGUCUUCAGAAGCCAGCAAAAAGCAUACACAAGAACUCGAUACAGAGAUGAUCCAGUCUUCAGAAGCCAGCAAAAAGCAUGCAUAAGAACUCAAUACAAAGAUGAUCCAGUCUUCAGAAGCCAGCAAAAAGCAUACAUAAGAACUCGAUACAAAGAUGAUCCAGUCUUCAGAAGCCAGCAAAAAGCAUGCAUUAGAACUCGAUACAGAGACGAUCCAGUCUUCAGAAGCCAGCAAACAGCAUACAUAAGAACUCGAUACAGAGAUGAUCCAGUCUUCAGAAGACAGCAAAAAGCAUGCAUAAGAACUCGAUACAGAGAUGAUCCAGUCUUCAGAAGCCAGCAAAAAUCAUACAUAAGGACUCGAUUCAGAGAUGAUCCAGUCUUCAGAAACCAGCAAAAAAUGAAAAUGCGGGAAUCAAUGAAGGAAAAGUACCAUAAACAGCCUGAUUAUCGUGUCCAAAAAAUUAAAAAUAGUGCUUCCAACAAGAAAAUAAAGAUGUCAAACAACAUUCUUUCCAGAACCCAGAUACUACAUCAUGCUCUGCGAAUCAGAAGAAAGUACAAAAGAAAUGUCAUCUUAUACCACAAAACUCCACAGCCCCUGAUGACUCAAGAAAUAAAAGCUGCAAUACAAAAGUUUCACGAUAAAAUUCGCCAUGGUCCCACAUAUGUCUGCACGGUGUGUCACAGAGCUCUUUUCCCAGGUCAAGUAAAGCAUUGUAACAGAGGUAAGUAUACAAAGAACAGGGAAGUGGUGACUGAGUGCUUAACAGGAACAUAUGUUCACAUCUGUGGAUCUGCAUGCUCUGCCCCAUGUUCUGUACCUAAGGAGAGGAUGCAAGAAUGGAUCUGCUUCACAUGUGACAACCACCUAUUCAGAGGAGGGAUGCCACCAAUUGCUGUUGCAAAUGGCUUGCAUCUGUCACCCAUUCCCCCAGAGCUUGCUGAGCUGAAUGUGCUAGAAAGGCAGAUUAUUGCAAAAAUUAUCCCAUUUGCAAAGAUCGUGUCAUUGCCAAAAGGACAGCAAAAAGCAGUGCAUGGAGCAGUUGUAUGUGUUCCUUCUGAUAUGGAAACAACUGUAAACAGUCUCCCACGGCCCAACACAGAAGCCCAGCUCUUACAGGUCAAGCUGAAAAGAAAAAUAACAUUUAAAGGUCAUCAGUACUUUUACACUGUUAACAUGAAGAAUGUUCUGGCUGGUCUGACAACACUUAAACAGACCCAUCCCGAUUACAGGGAUGUUACAAUAAAUCAAAGUGCUGCCUGUGAUUUUCAACAGGAUGAGCCAACCCAGGACUCGAUCCCUGAAUCUGACACUGAUUCAAGUGCAGCAACAGACCAACAACCUGAGCACAUAGGAGAAGAGCAUCAAGCGCUUCGACCUGGUUUAAUCUUAGACACCUGCAUGCAACCCCCGGACCUGGGACAAGAAGUAUUAUCUUAUGGAGACGGAAUUUUCAGCAUUGCUCCUGCCCAAGGAAACAAACCUGUAUCCUUCUUCAGUGUUCCCAGACUUGAAUCCAUGGCUUACCCAGUCCAAUUCCCCACUGGAAGAAACACCUUGGAUGAAGUCAGACGAGUCAAGCUGUCUCCAAGUAUGUAUUUCAAUGUACGUCUUUUCUCAGUAGACACUAGGUUUGCGGCAGACCAGAGUUAUCUCUUCUUUGCUCAGUUUAUCACUGAGACCCACAUGGCCAACAGCAGCAUGUCUAUUCAAACACGAAAAGGAAAACCGACGACCAAAGAUGGACGGCACAUUUCCAAUAAAAUGCUCCAGAAUAAAGAAGAGGUGGAAACGCUGAUCCACAAUAAAGAGGCCACUCGUUUCAUGCAACCGUUAAGAGGCACUCCAGCUUAUUGGGAAAAAGGCCUCCGUGAUUUGCACGCCAUGGUUCGGCAGCUUGGAAAACCUACCUUCUUUGUGACCUUCUCCGCUGCUGAAAUGAGAUGGCCACAGUUCAUUGAGGCCAUCAAAGCUCAGCAUGGACAACAGGUAGAGUUUUCAGAACUUGACUGGAAUGCAAAGUGCGAUAUUCUUAGAAGCAAUCCGGUCACUGUCAUGCGAAUGUUUGAUAAGAGAGUGGACGCACUCUUUACAGACCUCAUUCUUUCCCCAGCGCAGCCCAUUGGACCUGUUGAGGAUUACUUUUAUCGUGUGGAGUUUCAGGCUAGGGGUUCACCUCAUAUACAUGCGGUGAUAUGGAUUAAGGAUGCACCCAAGAUGGAAGAUCCGUCAUGUUGCGAUCAGGUCAUAAAUUUCAUCGACCGCUACAUAUGCUGUCAAUUGCCCGAUGAAACCGCAGACCCUGAGCUCCAUAAAAUUGUCAAGGAGGUUCAAAUGCACAGCAGAAACCAUUCUAAAUCGUGCAAGAAACGAAACAUUGAAUGCCGAUUUGGAUUUCCCAAACUACCCAUGGAAAAAACCACGAUUACCGUUCCUCAGUUCGAUGUGGAUUUGGAAGAUGACGAGAAAAACACAGAGCAAGUGUCAGAAAAGAAAGUUGAGAAUAACUCCAAAAAAUCCACAUCCAGACUUGUCUCUAAACUACAAACUGAAGCUAAAAAGAAGCUGAAGCCAGUAAGGGAUUUACUGAUGGACGAAAAAUCAUCUUUCAAGGAUUUGUCGCAGCUACUCCAGGCUUGUAACAUGACCAGCCAGGAAUACAGAUACUAUGUUGAUGCUCUCACUUCUGGCAUGGUGGUAAUGAUGAAGCGUAGCCUUGAGGACAUUUGGGUCAACGCUUACAACCCCAUUCUCCUCCGUGCAUGGAAUGCCAACAUGGACAUUCAGUAUGUGCUUGAUGAGUACAGCUGCAUCGAGUACAUGAUGUCCUACAUAGCCAAGCCAGAACAUGAAAUGUCACAGUUUCUCAAGUCUGUCAUUGAGGAUCUGAAGAACUCAAAUGUCAACCAACAGGAUGAGAUGAAGAAGAUCAUGCAGGCUUAUUCAAAACAACGAGAGGUCAGUGCUCAGGAGUCUGUAGCCCGCACCUGCAGUCUACCUCUUAAGAAGUCGUCACGUAGUGUCAUUUUCAUUCAAACAGCUGAAGAUGCUAUGAAAAUGAGUCUUCCAAUGAGCAGACUCAAGAACAUGGGCCCAGAUGAGAAGGAUAUCUGGAUGAAAGGAUUGCCAGACAAAUACAUCAACAGACCUCAAACUGUGGAAUUUGAAAACAUGUGUCUGGCUGUAUUUGUAUCUGAAUACAGGGUCCUGUACGGUAGGCAAAUUAAAGGACCCAAUGCAAUUCCUCUCUUAAACGAAGCCGGCUACAUCCAGAAAAGAACAGUGGGGAAGCCAGCCGUCAUUAGAUUCACUCGUUUCUCUGAAACAAAACAGCCAGAAAAGUUUUACAGGCGGCUCCUGAAGUUGUACUUGCCACACAGGAGUGACGAGGAUCUCAACAGUCAUGAACACCCUUCAUAUGAAGCAUUUUACAACAAUGGACAUCACCGUAGGUGGCGUGUGAAACAAUGGGUGGACUUUAAUCGGAACAGGUAUGAAGGACAUGGGAAAAAAAUUGACAAGAUCAUGGAAAAAAUAGAAAGGCAAGGACCAGUCCGGAAUGCUUGGAACACUUUUGCACCUGAGGUCGAAGUGGACCGUUUGGAAUGUGUUGCACAGCGACCAGUGGUGGAAGAAGACGACGAGCAGGACCCUGUUCCAGAUUACCAAAUGAAUGUAUCCCUGCCAGCUGUUGAAGUACCAAGCCUAAGCCCUGACUUUGUGAGACAAAUGUUCCGCAGUUUAAAUCAGACUCAGUCAUCCAUAUUCUAUGCAAUUCACCAUUGGUGCCUGCAGCGUGUCUGGGUCAGAACCCUGAACCCUUCUUUUAUUUCUUGA